Messenger RNA from Myiozetetes cayanensis, 4983 nucleotides. RefSeq names its product chromosome alignment maintaining phosphoprotein 1 (gene CHAMP1). The transcript has 2 exons. The coding region runs from base 1335 to 4199 and encodes 954 amino acids. Gene Ontology annotation, biological process: attachment of mitotic spindle microtubules to kinetochore. Lineage: Eukaryota; Metazoa; Chordata; Aves; Passeriformes; Tyrannidae. The record is from RefSeq and is a predicted model, not a curated record.
CAAAACAGAGUGGCCUGGGGCCUGCACAGCAGUUUUCUGUACGUGCAUGGGUGGCAUCUUCUUUGUUGCUCCCAGGAGUAUUCAAGCAGGCCUGAGACAUACUCUAGUGGCCAUGCCCCUUCUGCUUUGUUUCAUGGGGGACCUGUGGCUCAUGGCAAUUUGAUCUUCAUCCUGAAAUUCAUACUCUUCCUCAAAGGGCUUCAGGAGGCUAGAAUGAUAUUUGGAUUUAGUACUUGAUCCUGUUCUCGACACUGCACAUGGAGCACCCUGACAGAUUGAUCACACCAGUUAUUUUCCUUAUCCUUUUUAUGGGUUUGAGUUGGAGCAGUGCAGAUCUAGUUCCCUUUAAUGUCUAUUAUAAUUCAUUUACACUGAGGAAGUGUGGUCCAUCUGUCUUAGUGUUGCCAAAAAGAUGCUGGUGAGCAGAAAUUGCAUCAUAGUUCAUGCAGGUCCAAAGCCAUGGGGGCCUGGUUACUGAGCAUAUGGUUUCUAGACUGGCUGGCUCUGCUGGUGUGGAAUUGUUUAGAAAACAUGUUGUUCCUUACACUUUCACCCAAAUACAGGACCUAGUGCAGAACAAGUUCUGGUGCCAGAGUUGACGACAAAGAGCAAUGGGAAACAGUUACCUGUGUGAUAAACCUGGGUAUAGAGGAGAGCAGCAAUCAGAGCCAUGUAGAGACAGUGGCAUUGGAGCUCAAAGUGAGAAGGGAUCAGGAGGGAUUGACGGGAAAGUCUUUCAGACUAGCUGUUUAGAUAUGUACCAAGUGAACCAGCAAUAUCUCAGCGUUCAUUCCUUCAGAAGUGUUUCGAUAAAUUUAAAUUGACAGCACGAGUUAGUAGUACUCAGCACUGUUGAAGUUUGUUACUGAUCUCACAGUAACUAUUCUAAAACUCGAUUUACUAUUCCAGGUACUCACGGCCUAAGAUGCUGCAAUAACAAAGAGCUGUCUUGCUCAGUAGUAUGCCUUAAUUAGGUAGAGAUUUCAGCAGAAGAGGCAGUUUCUUCAGUGACUGCCAGCUACAGUGGGCUGAAGUUACAAAACCACAAAUGCCGAGUGAUGGCAGUGUGAGAACUCUUUAAUGUUAUUUCUUAUGCCAAAGGCUUGAAUGUCAAGACCUUUGGAUGUUUGGGCCGUGCUUGGAACUUCUUUGGUUUCCAAAAUAGUCUCGUGGUCAAAAAAGCCUAGCAGCAACUUGGACAAUUUUUGGAGGGGAGCCAGGGACUCUUUCUGACUGUUGUUUUUGGAAAGAAGAUGGAAAAUUUCAUCAUAAGAAACUGAAACUUCAUCUUUAAAAAGUGCAGUGCUGUGAAAACUGUUACUGACCAUAGAAAAAUGGACAUGUUGCAGAUACUCCGUAAAACCACAGAACGCUUGGAGUGUGACCACUGCAGCUUCAGAGGAACGGACUAUGAAAACAUACAAAUUCAUAUGGGUACCGUUCACCCAGAGUAUUGUGAUGAAAUGGAUGCUGCUGGUUUGGGUAAACUUAUAUUUUAUCAAAAAAGUGCAAAACUGUUUCACUGCCACAAAUGCUUCUUUACCAGCAAGAUGUAUUGCAAUGUGUAUUACCACAUCAAAGCACAGCAUGCAGCACCUGAGAAGUGGAAUGAGGAGCGGAAGGAACAGCGGGUAGAAGGAGAUUCAGAUUCAUCUAAAAAAAGUGUCACGUCGGAGCCACAGAAACCUUCCCUUUCCCCUGAGUUGCACAAACCCGCCCUUUCUCCUGAACUCCCCAAAUCUGAACCUGUUGUUUCCCCCAAGCUUCAGAAAUCUUCUGCAUCUCCAGAGCCCCAGAUACCUGCUCAGGUGACUUCCUCAGAGGCAGAGAAUACAUGCCAGACUGUAUCCCCAGAUCCAGAAAAGUCAGCCCAGGCUACAUCUCCAGAUCCAGAGAAGUUAGCCUCCGCGGCGUCCCCUGAUCCACAGAAGCCAUCCCCGCCUGUGUCCCCCGAUCAACUGAAGCCAUCUCCUGCUGUGUCCCCUGACCCACAGAAGCCAUCUCCUGCUGUGUCCCCUGACCCACAGAAGCCAGCCCCAGCUGUGUCUCCAGAGCCCCGGCGACAUUCCCCAGCUGUGUCUCCAGAGCCCCGGCGGCAUUCCCCAGCAAUGUCUCCAGAACCCCGUCGGCAUUCCCCUGCUGUAUCACCAGAGCCCCGGCGCCAUUCUCCUGCUGUGUCUCCAGAACCUCGCAGAUACUCCCCAGCUGUGUCACCAGAGCCAAAGAAACCUACUCCAGCAGCAUCCCCUGAACCACGGAGGUAUGCCCCAGCUGGGUCUCCUGAGCCACGGAGGCACCCCUCCCAAAUGCGUAGGCCUGCUUCUGCUUCUCCUCCUGAAACCCGGAGGCCUGCUUCUGCAGUUUCACCAGAGUCAUGGAGACCUGGUCCGACUGUUUCCCCUGAGCCCUGGAGGUCUCACGAGGUGCAAAAGUCUUCGACAAUUUCUCCCUGGGCUCCAAAGCCUGCCAUGUCAGUGUCUGUAGAAUCCCGGAGGUCUGCCCCUGAGUCCCGAAGGCCUGGCCCUGUUGUGUUGCCAGAACCUAGGAGGCUUGUUUCUGAUUCAUGUAAGUCUACAUCCUUUUCUGAGUCCCAGAAGUCUACUCUUGUUUCUUCUGAGCCAUGGAAACCCAUCUCAUCUGUUUACCCUGAAGGCUGGAAACCUGUUCUGUCUCCUGACACAUGGAAGCAUUCUCCCCCAGUUUCUCCUGAGCUUCGAAAGUCUAGUCACACUGUUGCCUCUGACUCUUGGAAGCCACCUUUCUUUCCUGAGGUCCGUAAGCCUGGUGUUUCAGUAUCUCCUGAAUCUUGGAAACUCUCUGAGUCACGGAAAUCUAUGUAUUUUUCUGAAACUCAGAAAUCCACCUCUGCUGCUUCGUCUGAGAUUCAGAAACGAGCUCUUUUCCCUGAACCUCGGAAAAGAGUGCUGUUCCCAGAGUCUCGUAAAUCUAAUCCUACUGCUUCUACUGAUAUCCAGAAACGUGCCGUCUUUUCUGAGCCCCAGAAUCAAAUAUCUACUUCUGCUGUUUCUACUGAAGGUCAAAAACAAGCCCUGUGUUCUGAAACCCAGAAAUCAGCUCUUGUUUCUUCUGAAGUCCAGAAGCAUGCCCUAUUUUCUGAAGCCCAGAAACUUGCUCCCAUUUCCUCUGAAGUUCAGGAGUCUACUUCCUUUCCAGAGUCUCAGAAAUCCACAUCUCCUGAAAUUCAGAAACAUGGCCUCUUUACUGAGUCCCAGAAACCUACUCCUAUUUCUCCUGAGACACCCAAACAAGUUGUUUUUACCGACUCCCAGAAAUCUGCUAUUUCCCCUGAUGUUCAAAAGCAUGCUGUAUUUUCUGAGAUGCAGAAACCUGCUGCUGCUUUAUCCUCUGAUGUCCAGAGACAUGCUGAAACUACUGUACCUUCUGAAAUCCAGAAGAAUAUCCUGUUUUCCGAGCCUCACAAGUCUACUUCAGGCUUUUUCUCUGAGCCCCAAACACCUAGUGAAUCUGGUGAGAGUGACUUUCUCUCUCACACUUUAGAUGAUCAGAAACCACUGGAUGAUUUAUUCUCACAGGAUGAACAAUCGUUACUAGCCAAAGAAUCACCAGAAGACAUGCUAUAUUCAUGCCCGAAAAAGAAGCCCAAGAAGGAAAACCAGGAGAACUCAGAUUCUGAGCUAAAUAUCAGUGAGUGUGGGAAAACAGAGAUGGACUCAAUGGAGAUAAAGGAACAAGAAUCCAACAGUGACCAAGAGCAGUAUGACAUGGAGUCAUCUGAUUAUGGCAAAGAGAGCAAAAUGGAUGCAACUACUCCCACGCAGCCACAGUGUGUGCUGCAGUUUACUGAAGAGAAAGAGGCUUUCAUCUCUGAGGAAGAAAUAGCAAAAUACAUGAAGCGUGGCAAGGGAAAAUAUUACUGCAAAAUUUGUUGCUGUCGUGCAAUGAAAAAAGGUGCUGUCUUGCACCAUUUAGUUAACAAGCAUAACGUUCAAAGCCCAUACAAGUGUAAAAUAUGUGGCAAAGCUUUUCUCUUGGAGUCUCUUCUUAAAAACCAUGUUGCUGCUCAUGGUCAAAGUUUGUUGAAGUGUCCCCGUUGUAAUUUUGAAUCAAAUUUUCCUCGAGGCUUUAAGAAACAUUUAACCCAUUGCCAAAGCCGUCAUAGUGAUGAUGCACCUAAAAAACACUUGGACAACCUUGAACCACUUGAAGAACAAAUUUAAUCUUUUUUUCUCCUUGUGGUAGAAAAGCUAAAUUUACAGAAGUGUUCAAAGUGUUACUGUAUGUUAACCGAGUAGUUUAGCUGAUCUGACAAGUCAGAAGAUGCAUGGUUUAUUGUGCUAUGUUUACCUUGUCUUUUAUAGCUGUAUUACUGAAGAGAUUUACUUUUGAAAGUCAUUUUAAAUACGUGUUCAUGUCUUUGUAUUACCCAUCAGUAGAGUCAUAUUUUAUUUUUCAGAUGUACUAUGUUUUUGAAACCAAAAUGGAUACAAAAUAGUUUUGUAAAGAUUUGUAAAACGUAUAGGCAAUUAAGGACUGGAGUGGCAAGCAAUCCAUAUUUUCCUGUGAAGACAACUUGUUUUUUCACAUUUGUUAAAUGUUGUAUUUUUCAAAAUGUUUUUAUCAAGUUCUCAAAUCUAAAAUUCUCACUAAAUUGAAUGUGAAUGAGCCAGGUAUGAGAAACUACCAGUGUCCUGGAAUAAUGAUGCCCUGACGUUGUCAUUGAGUGUAUAGUCAAUUGUUGGAAAUUCAUUGCACUCAAUUCUUCGACUUACUUGUCUCAGAUUUAGAAGCAUCAAGGUACCUAUUUUGUGAUUCUGUGUUUUGGCCAUGUUUUAAGCAUGUACUAAUAUACAUUAAAUUGAUAGAUUAACAUCAGACUAUGUAUAGCUCAACACUUUCUCUUGAUGAUUCAGAUGUUUGUAAUGUCAGACAACCCCUAAUUUUCUUGUAUUUGGUGAAAUGUUACGCUUUAAUGUUUUAACAAUAAAAAGAAACCCAACCUGG